Chara braunii is the source of this 2143-nucleotide messenger RNA. The record is from the annotation of a GenBank genome assembly. Lineage: Eukaryota; Viridiplantae; Streptophyta; Charophyceae; Charales; Characeae.
AAGGGCAUUUGUGAAAAAACGGAUGAACAUGCAAGACCUGUACGUGGAGGUGAGAAGGGAGAGAUAUAUGGUUCGCAUGUUUAACUAUGUCCUCUUCAAGAUAGAGCAGAGGUCGGAGGAGGAGUGGAAUGACAAGUUCUUCAUUGGCUAUGAUACCAUAAUGAGGCGGUUUGCACCACGAGGGUUGACGACAGAGAAAUGGGAAGAAACCAAGUCCAAGAUCGUAGCAAAGAAGACUAUUAAUAUCCCGAAACGAUUGGGCGGCGUGGAUGAGGCAAAACUAGGAAAAGGUAAUAUCGGAGGGCACAAGGUGACGACUGCAAUAUAUAUGGAGCGUCCGUACUUCCUCAAGCUUUUCGUGCAUGAGAUUUUUGGCGCAGUUGACCAAUUGAGGGACGAGCUGAGACAGAUCAGCUCAAAUGCUCAGCACAUAAUGUGGGACAAGCGCAAAGAUCACACGACGUAUCUUCCUGUCUGCAUCACACCUAUGGACGCACUGCACCCGACAGAAGAUUUGACUCGUGUCGUGAGAAAGCUGAACUGUCACCUUGCAGUAUUGGACUUGGCUCCAUUGAAGAAUCUCGACGCAUGGAACGACCUAAGGUUUCAGGAGCUCCGCCAAAUGAUGACGGUGUUGUGCGGGUCGCAUUGGGCGCUAAUCGUAUUCAGCGCAUUGAAAGUCGAGGAAACCGUGUUGAGGAACGUCUUACGUGGGACGGUGAAGCGAGACAAACUUGAUGCCAAGGUUUACUGCGAGGUAAUGGAGUUUGGGAAGCAGUUUGACAUUAUGGACAGUGAGGAGGAGACGGAGGAUGAGGAGAUUGACCUGCCAUUGGCGGAUGCGCAUCACAAUGCAGUGAGAGAGGAAACGCCUUCGCUGUCCGCUUCGGGUGGUGAACAAGCGAUGGAGGAAGAUGUUGGCGGCAAUAUCGCGAAAAUCGAGUCCGUCAUAUGGUCUGUGGACAACCAUGCAAUGGGCUGCAUGUUCGACAGCGACAUACUUCAAGGAUGCAGUCAAGGCCUUGAGGGACACACGGGUGCAAGGAAGAACAUCGAUUCAGCAACAGCAAGAGGUGAAGGCGAGAGAGUGGCAGACAAGGAAGCGCAUAUCAGGAUGCAAAACACAAAUGGAGAUGAGUUCGCAGAGCGUCCAUCGAGCACACCGCAACCAACACUUAGACCGUCAGAAGGCAUCAGUGCAGUAGGAGCUAGAAGUGAGACAACACCAACAGCAGGCGGGGAAGUUAUUGCACACGUGCAUGGCGACGACGGGAAGGACGAAAAGAUUGAAGAGGACCAGGGACAGAAAGCACUAGACGAAGAAGGGUCAAAAUUUCAGGCACAUGAGGGAGUGGAAGUGGUGGCAAGGAAUGUCGAUUCGCAUUCCAAGCAGUCGCAUACGACUGCCAUCACUGCACAUGCGCAAGGCACCGUCGAAGCCACCAGGGAGCAAAGUGCGCAUGAGAAAGAAGGGAGGAAAGGACCAGUGCACAUGGAAUGCACUGAUCCAGGAACGCAAAUAGUUUCAGAGUCAACAAUGGCAGAAAUGAGACCUGAUUUGGAGGGUGUCAAUGCGGCAGAGCAUGAAAAGGUUCCAAGCACGGCAAACAGGGAGAGAGGGGUGGAAAACGAGAAAGAAGAGGAGGCGGACAAGAGUCAAAGUGUGAUCAACUUGGUGGACCAGUCAGGUGAGAACGAAGAAACGUCUGACAAGGAAGAAGUAAAAGAGUCGGGAGAGGAGUUUCAAGAAAGAGAGCGUGAUUUGAGCGAAGCGAGUGAGGGAAUAUGCGGUAGAAAAAGAAAAGCAGGCAAGGAAAAAGAGGAAUGCAUAAUGCGACGUUCAAAAAGAGGCAGGGAGAAGAAAGCACAUUGCAACUUGUAGUACAAGUGUGUACAUGGGUGUCUGCCUGCAUUCACAGUCGACGGUAGUUGUGUGUGUGUGUGUGUGUGUAUGUGUGUGUGUGUGUGUGUAUGUGUAUGUGUAUGUGCGUGUGUGUGUUACAUCACCGGUGAGGAUGAGAUUUUAGAGUAUGAAACGAUGAGUGAGAGACGUGAUUUAUAUGUCGCUUGUGUCGGUCAAGUACGUAUUACAUUUUCAGUACACUUUAAGUUUUUGACAUGUAAAUGAAAGCGUGGAAUGCAC